Messenger RNA from Lactuca sativa (garden lettuce), 902 nucleotides. Lineage: Eukaryota; Viridiplantae; Streptophyta; Magnoliopsida; Asterales; Asteraceae. The record is from RefSeq and is a predicted model, not a curated record.
AAAAUAAAUACAAGUUUGGUUGCCUGUUCAAAUUCCAGAUCAGGUGUUUAAUUUUCUCGUGAAGAGGAAAUCGAGACCCACUUCGAGGUCCCAUGCUCGACUGAUAAUUAACGAAUGAAUGGGAAUGGAAUUUUUCAAGGUGGCGAUGCUCGACUACUCACAGUGACAACCAGCGGUGGUGAUGACGGCUCAGCAAAGUGGCGGCAGGGGGAGAUCGACGAGACCGAAUGGAUGAAGGGAGGAAGCAACGAAGCUUCUUCCUGCUCUGAUGGAGAUGUGCGAAGGGGGAAGGGAGGUUUGUUUCCGAGGCGACGCGAGCGAAGCGACGCAGGUGGUGAAGAAGCAGCGAAACGGCUGUGAUUUCAGGGGGAUGCAGCAAAGGCGAGACCUUCGGAGGUCUAGGGUCGAUCGGAAACGGCAGAGAAAGAAGCGAGGGUCUCCGGUCUUUGGCCGGCCGCAGAGCGUGUUAACAGUCCUCAAUCAAGAGGCGGAUCGAUGGUGGAUUCCCACUGCGAACAGGGAGGAGGAAGGAGGAGGAGUAAUGGUUCGGUGGUUUACUGGUCGUCGAUCAUCAACAGGGAAAAUGAAGGAGAAGCAAUGAAGUUUUCAUGUUCAUUGGCUUGACUGAUUUGUCAAGAACAAGACCGUGUUCUUGACUAGAACGAAGGAGAAGAGUGAAGACUAGAUGUUGCAUCUUUGGUGAUUCUUGACCGUUUCAGAAGGGAAACACACAUUUCUUGUGUAAACUAAGAUAUAUUGAAAUGUGAAAUAAUCUUCAAAUUCCUUUUGUGUGUAAACUUAGAUAUAUUGAAAUGUGAUGUAAUCUUCAAAUUAAUUAAUUUGAGUGUACUUUAAAUGUAUUGAUUUAACUUGAAUAUAUAUAUUUUGUAUUUGAUUUGGUA